CCUAACCCCACCAGCUUCAUACGCGCAUCCACCGAACCCUUGAUUGUUCUAUUGUCCGCACUGACAUGAUUUGAUGGUGAAUCACAUGAAUCGGGUGUGUGUAUUGACCUUCGCUGAACCCCCGAGACUGACUCACAGAAACCCACGGGGUUCGAUUGAACCCAGGUGAAGAACCACCGUUAUUACAUUUUUGAAAACUCUACGUUGUGGAAUUGUUCUUUUAUUUACAUAUCUGGUGUUUAACUCGUUACCGGCAACUAGAUCAACAUCUUUCAUUAAGGGAUGCUACUCUGACGUAUUAAAUCCGAUAUUAUUAUGAUUCAAUACAAGGCUGUCUUCUAGCUUGUUUUUUUUUUUAGUAUUUUAAGCAGUAUUAUUCAUACAUUUAUCAGUAAUUCUAGAUUUGUAUCUUAGUAAACUAAAAAAGAGAUAAAUCUGCAAAGAUGCGACCAGAUGAACACAAAAAGAAAAAGAACGAAGCGUAUAAGAAAAAACACGGGAUUACAAAAAGUGGUGGAGAUGACCAAUCAAGCUCAAACGAAAAGCAAAAAAAUAAAAAAUUUGGUAAAGAUCAAAGAAGUGAAAACAACACGAAACCGAAAGCUACCACUCUAUCUUCAACUGUACCACCACAUGAAAAAAAUGUGUCGUCCUCGGAUCCACAAAAAGUUAAAGCAAAAUUUAAUGAACUCACAUCAGAUUAUUCAAAAUCUGGUUCUUCAGAUGAUGAGGACGAGAUGCACAAGGCUGCCAGCCGAAAAACAUAUAGGAAACGAGAAAUUGUGAGCAACUGGCAAAGAUAUGAGUUGGAGCCGGAUAAUGAAGAUGCAGAAAUUACUGCAAGAGGAGAAAGUUUUGAGAAGCUCAUUAGCCUGGCAGGAAACCAUGUGUCACACUUUCGGUUUAAAGAUGAGCUGGAAUGGGAGGAGUCUGACACUCCAGGGACACAAUGUACGGGUGAAAGUGAGGACUACAGCCACAUACUGGACAUCAACACUGUACAGCUGGCACAGCAGCUCUCUUGUAUUCCAGUGCACACAGUUCUGGGGAUCAGUACCAAUGUCUUUCCACUAUCACAGGUAGAGUCCAUGAGGCAGACAGCAGAAAAAAACAGGUCUGUUUUUUGUUUAAGUCACACUCAAAGGAACACAGACACAAUGGCCUGUGACAAUCUGACAGCUGGUUCAAGUGACAAUCUGACAGCUGGUUCAAUCAAGAGCCCAGUAGUAUCAAGUUCAUUACCACCAGGUGUCAGCCUGACAGAACAUGAUGUCAGUGAGAGAGAUUUACAUUCUGUAGAACACAGACUGGGUACUGCUCGGUUGCAAGAAAACUUCAAUCAGGUGCAAGAAAACAAACCAGUCGCAGCAAGUUUACAAGAUAAUUCUUUUAGUGACUCAACUCAAUCUGUAGAGAAAAAAAUUUCACAUUCCUCCCAGCCAAAAAAAGAAGAAAUCAGCAGCCUCGAAGACUGGCUAGAUAGUGUUCUGGAUGACUGAUGCCUGUGUUCUAUAAAUAUCAUGCUAUUUAUAAAUAUGUUGUUAAUGUGGGGCGACUAAUAAAAUUAAUGAAAUAACAUAUUUAUUUCAACUUUUUUGU
Messenger RNA from Physella acuta, 1599 nucleotides. RefSeq names its product cell death regulator Aven. Gene Ontology annotation, biological process: negative regulation of G2/M transition of mitotic cell cycle. The record is from RefSeq and is a predicted model, not a curated record. NCBI's taxonomy places the organism in Eukaryota, Metazoa, Mollusca, Gastropoda, Physidae.